AUGGAUUUGCCAAACUUUUUAUUGGGUCAAGAUGAUGAGGAUGAAGUCAGGCAGAUGAUUGAAGCCCUGCCUCCGGGAAGCAGUGAAUAUGAUGCCGAAGGUCUCGACGCAGAGGACGUUGAGGAGCUUCUUCAACGGCAUCUCUCAAUCGCUCCUGCCAUUGAACACAUUGACAGUGUUGGUAAACAACAUAACAUGGACCAAUAUGUUGUGUUCAAGAAUAUGGCUCCAGAUGCAAUACGCAACUUCUCCAACAAAAAACAUCUUGGGCACAUCAAAGAUUUCACAGACCAUUGCCUUAUAAUUGUCAUGCCUUCUCGUGAGCAUGAAGUUGCUGCUAGCAUCUUUCAAAGAUUUGUUUUCCUCAAACUAGACGAGAUGAGACCGGAUUUUUCCCUCAAUCUAAAACCUUGUGGAACGGCAGAAGUGCAAGGAGCCACACGCGGAAAAGGCCCUGACGUGUCCUAUUUACCACGAACACUCCCAGCCGCCCGAUCAGACAAAUGGCCCAGCCUGGUUCUUGAGGUUGGGUAUUCGGAGUCGGCAACGAAAUUACGGAACGAUGCGAGCUGGUGGUUGACUGAAUCCCAGGGGGAAGUGAGAGUGGUGGCCACCCUAACAAUAUUUCGGAAUCACCGUGUCCACCUUGAGGUGUGGAAAUUACGUGAGGGAGCACAUCCUCAUCCCAUUAAGACACAAGAGGCAAUUGUAACCAAGAGUGCUCAUGGUUAUUCUGCCAGUGCCGCACUGGUGAUCCAUUUCCCGGAGCUUUUUUUGCGGGACCCGACCGACAAUGGAGAACGCGAUAUUGUCUUCAACCGUGAGGACCUGGAGCAGUUGGUGGAGAGUGUUUUGGAGUAG
Uncinocarpus reesii 1704 is the source of this 861-nucleotide messenger RNA. RefSeq lists its product as uncharacterized. The transcript has a single exon. NCBI's taxonomy places the organism in Eukaryota, Fungi, Ascomycota, Eurotiomycetes, Onygenales, Onygenaceae. Bases 1 to 861 code for a protein of 286 amino acids. The record is from RefSeq and is a predicted model, not a curated record.